AUGGAUUGUGAUAGAUCCGAUGCACCGUCGGAGAACAACGAUCCGGCAGAUGCCUGCAUUUGUGUUGCCUGUGAGAAGUCAAACGGUCCCAACGAUUUUGUGGCUUGUGACAAAUGCGACAAGUGGUGGCACUUUCCUUGUGCAGGUGUUGAUGCUAGUGUAGCCAAUCAAGACUGGAUCUGCCCCCAAUGUUUACCAGCACGAGUGGCAGCUUCGGUACGUUCGACUGCGUCGAGUCGGAAGGCAGAUUUGCAACGCAAACGCCUGGCCGAGCAACAGCAGCUGGAGCAGAAACAAUUGGAGCUUGAAAAGAGACAGCUGGCGCUGCAAAAGAAGCACUCUGAAGAGAAAUACGACCUGGAGGAAUCCCUAGCAGAAGAAGCUGACAACCGUAGCGUAAGGGACCGCGUGAUCAUGCUUGAAGCUCGAGAACACGAAAACCAGGUCCAAGAUUGGGUUGACAAACAUUCGUCCGGGAAGCAGAAAUCCACCGUACAAUCUGAAACGACUAGGCUCCACCCUACUGCAACGGUUGCCGGCAAUCCGUCCAGACAAGAUGAAAGCGAAGGUCUACUAGAUGUAGCCACUAACGCCGGAGCGCUACAAAAUUCUGCAAUCCAGCAGAUCUUAGGAAAUCGGAUUUUAGCACAGAAUCAGCCAAUUACGGCGGAAGCACUGCUUCUACUAGAGAAUGAAUUGCGGAAAUGCAGGUUGCAGUUGGAGCAGACAACAUCGAGUGGAAAGAUCGAACGUCCCGACUAUUCCAGAGGAGCGAUUCCCAAAGCAGUUCCAGAGGUGCGGAUUGACGUCAUGGCUAAAAGGCAAAACCAACCUAUCCCAAUAAAAAGGCGAAAUGAAACGACACUGGACGCUGAUCCGGGCCAUCCUCAGGAUCCACAACCUCACAUCCGCUGCACACCAAAACCGGCGGAGCCUCACACGCCUCGUAAGAAUCCAAAUAUUCCUAGUCAUAGCACGAGUGUUCCACAAUGCCCCUCUUCAUCUCGGAGGAUAGAGACUGAGAUGAUGCACGAAAAUCGGUCACAAAUUCCGCCCCCACAAUCAAGUCAGCCAAACGCCCGCUCGAUAUACGAUGAGCAGCUGCGAUUUUCUCUCGCGCGCUCACGCAACGAUGCGGGUGGUGGGUUUUCAUCGGUCAGCAGCAUCCACCAGUACCCUCGAGAUGUCCCGAGGAUCUUAAUCUGA
This is a messenger RNA of Armigeres subalbatus, 1206 nucleotides long. RefSeq names its product PHD finger protein 3-like. The coding region runs from base 1 to 1206 and encodes 401 amino acids. The record is from RefSeq and is a predicted model, not a curated record. The transcript has a single exon. Lineage: Eukaryota; Metazoa; Arthropoda; Insecta; Diptera; Culicidae.